AUGCAAGUGUAUUAUAUAAAAUUAUUUUUACACUUAAUUUUCCUACAUAUAACAUGUACUUUAGCAGAGGUAGCUGAUCAUACAACUGAACCAAAAGGAACACAUGCUACAUUAUAUACAAAUGAAGAUUAUGUUAUUCAAUUAGAUGCUGCAACAUUUAAUGAUACAAUUUAUUGUGAUGGAAAAGAAGAUUGUUCAGCUUUUAUUGUAGAAUUUUAUGCUGAUUGGUGUGGGCAUUGUCGUAAUUAUGCUCCAAUGUAUGUUGAGUUGGCUGAUGAUAUUAAAAAAUGGAAAAAUGUUAUUAAACUUGCUGCUAUUAAUUGUGCUGAUAGUUAUAAUUUACCAAUUUGUACUAUACAUAAUAUACGAUCAUUACCAACAAUAAAAUAUUUUGAAAAAAAUUCAAAAGUUUCUGAUAAUGGUAUGAAAUUUAAAGCAUAUCAUAAUAUUGCGAGUAUGCGAAAACAAAUAACAGAAUAUGUAAUAAGAGAACAACAUACUAAAAAUUAUGAUAAUUGGCCAAAUUUUGAAUAUAUUGGAGAAAUUUCAAGAUUUAGUCAGUUAUGGAAUGGCUUAAAUGAAAAUAUUUCAACUAUGGCCAUUCUUUUUGAUAAUGAAAAAAAUGAUUUAUUAGGAUCAUUAGUUCUCCUUGAUCUUAGUUAUUAUUCAAAUAAAGUAAUAAUUAAAAGAAGUGAUAAAAGUCAUCCACUUGCUGCAGCAUUUGAUGUACAAACAUUUCCAGCUGUAACAAUAAUUAAACGUGGUGAUAAAAAACCUAUUUUUGUAUCAGAUUUUAGAAAAAUGAUUUCUGGUGAACUUGAUUCAUUCUUUAAUGCUGAUAAUAUGGUUGACACAAUUAUUAAUCAUACCCCAGAUCGUAUUAAUCGUUCCUCUGUUGAUUGUAACACUUCCCCUGAACUUUGCCAACCAAAAUAUUUUGUCUCUGAAAGUGAUAUGUUGAAAGCUAUCAAAUAUGCUUUAACAAAUGAAAUUGAGUUGGUUGGGCAAAAUUUGACAGGCAAUAGUUUGACGGCAUUAUAUAAUUUUGUUAAUAUGCUUAAUGAUUAUUAUCCAGGAUAUACAAAAAAUGGAUCAGAUAACACUAGUGUUAAAAUUCUCGAAAAUUCUUCAAAGGCAAAACAAAUAUUUUUCAAUCUUAAGCAAUUUUUGACAAUUAAAAUGAUGGAAAAUUCUUUGACACUUGAUGAUUGGGUAAAUGAAUUUAAAAAAUAUGAACAAAAAUUUGAUAAUCCUUUUGCUGAUGAUGCUGAUUGGGAACAUUGUAAAGGUACAGAACCAAGAUACAGAGGUUAUACAUGUGGUCUUUGGACACUUUUCCAUACAAUUACUGUAUCAGCUUACAACGAUGCACCUGUAAAUGGUGAUUUUGAUCCAAUUCCAAUUAUAUAUUCUAUUAGGGGUUGGGUUGAAGAAUUCUUUGGUUGUGAAUAUUGUAAAAAACAUUUCAUUGAAAUGACUGGAAGAAAAUUUAAAAUUGAAGAUCAUAUGAAAACAAAAGAAGAUACAUAUUUGUACUUAUGGAAAGCACAUAAUAUUGUCAAUAACAGAAUUAAGGGACAUGAUUCAGAAGAUCCUAACUUUAAGAAAUAUCAAUUCCCAGCAAAAUUCCUAUGUAAAGAAUGUAAUGAAGAUUUCGAAUCACUAGAUAAUCCAAAAACUCAUAAAUUCCUUCAAAGUUAUUAUUCAAAUAUUAAUCCUUAUGUAAAAAAAACAAUUUAA
Strongyloides ratti is the source of this 1740-nucleotide messenger RNA. Its product is annotated as Thioredoxin family and Thioredoxin-like fold domain and Thioredoxin domain and ERV/ALR sulfhydryl oxidase domain-containing protein. Gene Ontology annotation, biological process: protein folding. The record is from RefSeq and is a predicted model, not a curated record. Lineage: Eukaryota; Metazoa; Nematoda; Chromadorea; Rhabditida; Strongyloididae. The transcript is spliced from 2 exons. Gene Ontology annotation, cellular component: Golgi membrane. The coding region runs from base 1 to 1740 and encodes 579 amino acids. Gene Ontology annotation, molecular function: flavin-dependent sulfhydryl oxidase activity; protein disulfide isomerase activity.